CAUGAGCAUGAACGUGCGCGCGUGCGUGCUCGUCGUCGAGCUCUCGAUUCGCUGGAAAGUGAACAGAGCGGAGAAAAUAGAGCAAGAAAAAAAAUGGUGAAAGGGAGAAAGAGAUACUGACGGUGGCGACGAUGGUGGUAGUAGCGAUACGUGUGAAAACGAUCUGAAAAUAAAGGGCUGAAAGAGGGUUACGUAGCGUCGCAACCCGACCAAGCGAUCGUCGCAGAAACGAGAUAGUCGUCGCGCCUUCUUCCUUUUGCGAACACGAGCGAGAGAAAACGGUUCGGCCGGCCAGAGUAGAGCUACAAGUGGUGAUAAACGAGGCCGAAUCCUCGUUAUUGCCCGUUGGGGAAGCCUCGAAAAUUCCUGCGGAAUUCAACCAGUUGAUUCCAGCCUGAACUCGUCUGCUUUUAUUAUCCUUUCUUGUUUCGUGAACGCGCGGAUUUCUAAUACGAAGUUCACGCGUUCGCGCGUCCAGUAUCGAUGUUCAAACGAAGAGCCGAAUAACGGGGCGGCUUGAUAAAAAUUCCCUUUUACAGUCAGAAAAGCGAGAAUAACCGAGCGUUGAAUCGUCUUCAAUUAGAUGAAUACCAUUGCUCGUACAAUUCUGUUUCUUAUCAACAGUAUGUGCAAUAAAUCGAUCCGGUGGUAAAGCGAAAAAUAGGCUGUUAGAAUGUCUGAAGUAUAUCGUGUAACGUUAUACCGCGUUCUUCGCUAGUUCAACGGGAUGGGGAAAUCUUAUUAUAGAAAUACGUAGUCGGAAUAAUAAAAACGAGCAGUUUAUCAUUAUUUGGAAGCCAAUUCCUGUUCCAAAAGACCAGAUGGUUUGAUAAACACGUCGUAUUCUCGCGUCAAGACGAUACAUCGCCCACUUCGGUUUCUGAAACCAUCUUCAGCCAACUAUAUUUUGCUUAAAGGAAACGCCUAUCAUCCUAGCUGGGUGCUCCGGUCUUAGUAUAGAAUAUACUUGUUGCAAAGGAGGACAAGAGGAGCGGUGAUCGUGCAAAACCGUUCAUCGCGCGGCGAAUUUCACUCGGAAGCAUUCCGCCGGCUCUUUCUCCGAGAAAUCUCCGGUCCUGUGACGGAAAAUGAAAUCCGAUAUUGUAAUUCCACGCGCUUGUGUAACGCGACCUGCCAUUGGAAACGUCGAGAACGACAUGUGCGUCGCCCUUUUUCAAACCCGACGCUGCUGCACUUCGUGAAAUGAAUUUAAAGCGUGGGCGGCACGGUGACGCGAACGUGAACGCCGCGAUAUUAAAACACAAAACGGCUGGAUGUCAGACUGAAAUUCACUAGAAACCACUGGCUACGCUUUAUACGAGCUGCAGACACCUAAUAAUAACGUGACGCGACGCGGCCACGUGUGCUCGUUUAAAUUCGACGUGUGAACGCCAAAUAUGAAAUUAGCUAUAUCCCAAGUUAUCUCUCCGCCGAGUUCGAACAUCGCGUCGCGUCAGAGGUACUCGACAGGAUUAGCUCGAACCUUUCGACGACGUAACCUCGCCUGAAAUUUUCCAUAACGUCCGAAAAUCGUUCAACGUGUCGUCGCUCUUUCCUUCUUGCCAUUUUAGUUUCUUUCGUCGUCGAACCACGCGCCGUUCGCUUCCUCGUUCGUUUGCUCGCCAACCCGACUUAUCUGCUUGUUCGUUCGUUAUUCCGUGAAUAAAUAAUUGAACGAACAUGCGCGUGCGAAAGCACGAUGAAAAUUUCAAUCGAUGGCUUUUCGUCCGUUCACUACUUCAAAAUUAUUCAUUGAUCUCUUUUUUGCAGUCCGGUCUAUCCCACUAUUUCGCACUCCCUUGUUCCGCUUCUCUUAAUUUCUCUCUCUUUCUCCGUCUCUAUUUCUCCCUGUGGGAGCGGCUACGAGUCCUGCGACAAGGAAUUCUCUGCUCGCGCAGCAUCCAUAUUAGCCUAUUCGAAAAUCUCGCUUCACCUUGCAUUUAUGCCACGCUGAUGAGCGUUACAGGACACGUUUCGCAAUUGUAAAACGUACGUUGAUGUAUCUGUUUCUUUCAACAGCGAUAUAGCUGGGAGGAAACGGGGAAUGGCCUAUGAAUAUCUGCCACUUCGACUAGCGUUUAAUCUAGGUCAACGGAAUUGAAUGUAGGAUCGAGUUGAGAUACUGUGACUAUAGAGUGUCAAGACCAAAUACAUUCGGAGCAGUACUGAAAUUUGAUGGAAUAGAUUCGAAAUAAAUAACAACGACGUUUACGCCCGGGAUCGCAUUUUGUAAGAAUUUUCAUGGUUAAAUAUACCAUACUGAAACGGAGUGUAAACGCACGCAAAAUGCUAGAGUAAAUUUCAUCCUGUUUCUAAUGCUUCUUACCUACGAAAAUCUCUCUACUGAAGUACAAUAUAUCGCUGCUUUGUUGACUACAAGUAAUUCCCAGAAGCUGUGUCACGCUCAAAAGAAACAUCUAGCGUCCUACUCCGCAUUCCUUUUUGCCUUUGAGAUAAAAUAAACGAGAAUAGAUGAAUGGGACAUUGUCUAUUAUGCCGAGCACUAUAUAGUUUAUUUGUAAUAAGAUUUCUUACUCGUAUGUUUGAGUUUUACGCGUAAUAAGUAAUUUCGACAUCCUAACAACGUUUCAUAAACAAUUUAGUUGUUUUUACGCUACUGAUAUAAAUCUAACGACUAAUGCUCACGUAGCCAGUUCUUUAACAUUCAUAAUGACGCAUUGAACUUGACCCGUACACAAUUACGGUACGCUUCUCGAACGAACUGUUCGUUCUAACGCGAGUAAACAGCUUCCAGAAAACUCUCUUUUACUCAACGCUACUACUUUAUUCGUGCAAGUGUGCGAGGCAAAGGCGGGCUCGAAUAAUUCGUUCGCACAAGCCUGAGGUUCCGUGUCUUCUCUAUGCGGCUACUUACGUUCUUCUUCUUUAUCUAGCUAACAAGUUAAGCGUGGCAAUGGUACACGCAUUUGACCUACGUAUAUGUAUACGCGGAUGUACGGGAAGGCAAUGUAAAUAAAUGAUUUCAAGUAACGCCAGACCACGCUACCGCUGCUAAAUCAUCCCGCGGAUCAAUCAUACCUUUGUCGCGUAUUACAACGGUGAAUCCGGGAAUGGGAAACGUCGAACAUCAGCCAGGAAGUAAUAGACGAGUGAUAGAGUUGAGCACGGGGAAUUUUUAUGGGUAAAUCGAUGUUGCACGCGGAAAGGGCAAGACUGUGUGAGAGGGAAACGUCAGGCGACUCGUAGAGGGGCAAAGAGAAAGAGCGAGAAGGACAGCAAGAGGAAAAUAGCAGGGAGAGAGAGAAGGCUCGAUUGGUCGAGGAGAAGGGAGUAGCUGUGAAGGAGUGAGCGAGAGGGGAAAAGAGAGAGAGAAAGGUGAAAUGUGAAUACACGUACGAUAGAGAGACAAAGAAGGUGAGAGGCAAAGGGCGCUAGAAAUCUGGAGCGGGGAUAGAUCCAGGGGCUUUUGCGCUGUGCACGCGACCUUGAAUGCCAGCCAGCCUAGACCUUGCCACAGCUCUUUCGCUCGGCUUGCCUAGUCCAGAGACCGCUCCGCCUCUACAUACAUACUGUUGUUUCAAGCGCCGCGCCGGCCUAAAUCCGAUAUCUCGCUUCCUCUUUCUUCUUGCCUCACCUAUCCUAUGGCUUGCGGCGGGUUCAGGCCGCGCGCGAUCGCACCGAUUACGUAAAGAUAAAAACUCGAAUAAUCGCUGGCUGGAUCUCUGGUAAUUUUACUUAGAGUCAUAUUGGUCGGUGCAAUUAUUUCUGCAAUGCAAUGCAACAAUGUUGCACUUUGUAGCGGAACUUGGACCUAGAAUCACAUUUUGCUAUGACUGAGCACUAUCAUAUACUAUGACUGUACAAACUGUAAUUUAAAACUUGAAUCUGUACUUAUGCUUCUUGUCACUGCGCUUGAAAAUAUGAUAUGAAUUUUUAUAUAAAUAUAUAAUUUUCUGUAAUUAACAUAUUCGUAUACUCCUUAAUGCAUAUAAUGUUCUUCUUGUUUUAUUUUCAAUUCUAUGUUGAAAAUUUUAAAGGAAUAAUUUAGGACGAUCAAAUUGGAAAUCAACGAGGAGGAAAUUCUACAGAAUAUCGCAUAUUUACCGUGCAAACAUCGAAGGAUACCAAGUCGUAGCUUAACUUUCUAUUUAUAUUCUUCUAAUGAUGAACUUGUACAUUCUUUUCUAAACAAAACUGAUUUAUCUGACCUUUAUCGUAAAUAUACAAGCAUAGCAAACCUACGACUGAAAAGCAACAAAACAGAUAGUAUUUCUAAGAUACGCAUUUAGAAACAUUCGUACUUACAUCAGGCAUUUUCAUUUUUAUGACAUUAUGCUCUUUCUAUUUGUAAAAGGCAGACAAAGAUAUCGUUUCGCCUUAUGAUAUACAUGAAUACUAGAUAGUUCACUGUAGGUUUGUGUCUACUGAUCACGGAGCAUUUAAAUUGAGGUUUAUAUUUCAAAUCAUACAAGAAUAAUACGUAUCUGAAGUAUAGCGUUCAAGGUUUACGAUUCUGUUGCUCGCUGAAGCGUUCGCGCUAGAUGGGAUCAUAACGGAUCUUUGGACGCGACCGCGCCUAGAAUCCAAUGGGUCCAACACAACUCCGCGGUUUAUCCACCUGACUUUUUAUGUUUUUGCCAAAUUGUGCACUUCUUAAGAUUGCAGCGGCAUCUGCCUUGAGAAUCGCGAGGCGUUCGUAAUCACGUGACUACAAUUGCACCGGUUUUCUACUCAGAUGUUACCGAUCACAUGAUCUAUUGAAGUUCGUGCUAAAUUACACCGAUUCUUUAUUUUCAAUGGAUAGUGAGCUUAAAUUGAUUUUGAAGAAUUAUGAAAUUCCUUAUCCUACGUUUCCAAGUAUUGGGUGUAUUGCGCGGGUGCUCAAAAUCUUAUGCCGCCACUGGGACAGAAUUCAAAUGUGUGCCGCUUUGAGUUCCGCGUGUCGUAUCGUGGCGUGUAACUAAACAGGCUCGUUGAUUCGAUUAGUGAGUGUUUGAAAUUGGUGAUCGUACGAGUUAUCCAUUAUGAAUAAAAUGACGAAGUUCAGAAAAAAUUUCAAGUAUAUUCAAAAUUACAAUUUUCCACCUACAAAACUUCGAAAUGUGUUUUGUACACGAUGUAAACACCAAUUUUUUUUUGAAGCAUUUGUUCCUAUGCGUGGUACAAUACCUUUGUUAUUAGACUGUGGACAUAUAAUAUGUGAUAAAUGUGCUAAAUCAUUUGUUAAUCAACCUUGUCAUAUAUGCAAUAUAAUCUCAGAGUGUGACAGUAAUAAUAUACUUCAGUUACCUCUAAACAUAUAUGUUUUGGGAUUAAUGGUCAAGUCACAUAAUCGACCAAUUAAUACAGAUGAACAAGAUAUUUCUUUUUCUAAACCUUCUACUUCUAAAUCAAAGCAACAGAGCAUACAAGGUUUAUGUUCUGAAUGUGGAAUUCAAGCAACACUAAAGUGCCAACAAUGUAACGUUCUCUUUUGUCAUAUUUGUUAUUCCAAGAUUCAUGGGAAAGCGCUACAAAAUCAUUCAAAGAUCAUACUAACGGAGGAAGAUAAUGAAAAUUCCUUCAUUUUAAGAAAUACUUGCUCAGAACAGUGUCUUGAACGGAUAGGAUAUUACUGUGAAAAUUGUGAUAUAGCUGGAUGUUCACAUUGUAUGAUACAAUUACAUAAAAAACAUAAUUAUUUUCCUUUAAGUGAACAGAACAAUAAACUGAUAACUGAGUUCUACGACGUGUUUGGCCGUGUGAGUGAGAAUCUCAAAAGAGUUCAACAGGUGCAAAAGAAACUGAUGUCUGUAUCCUCUACCUCGAUAGAAGAAAUACAGAACAUCACCAGUAUAGAGGCGACCGUGACACAGCAUUUCGCCUAUUUGCAUGGUGUUCUUCAAAAUACAGAGCAACAGAUCAUUGAUACGUUACAGGAGUAUACAAAUUUGCAGAACAAGAAUAUCAACGAGAUUUUCACACAGCUGAAGGAGUAUGAAGAACGACUUCAAUCUGCCAUUCUGGUAUCGACAUCGAUCCAAAACAACCUCGACCAGGUAGACAUUCAGCAAGUGAUAAAAAAAUUGGAACCGAUGACCAACAUUCCAUGCUAUCUGGUUCAAAACACUGAUAAAGACAAUAAAAUCGAAUUUGACAUCAACAAUAACAUCACUAAAACCAUAGAACAACACUGCUACGUGUACAUACCGAAAACACCAAUUUACAGUCUGCAACAAAAGGAUUUGCUACCAAAGGAUUACGAGAUAGAACCAUUGGUCGAAGAGAUUGUUACUUCACUAGAAAAUAAGGAAACAUCCCCGAAGACUAAACCUAACGUCAUAGAGAACGAUAAUCUUGCUAGUAUUGGAUCCUCGGAGAUGGUCAACGUCACCCACAUCGUGGACCCUUCUUGCUUUUACGUUCAGAUAGUACAAAAUCAACAGAAAAUAUCGGAUCUUAGCAAAGGACUGGCUACACUGGCAACUACUACAGGAAUAAUACCAACGGAAGUAACUUUAAAUGCGCUGUACAUCGCGCAGUGCUCGAAACACAAUGUUUGGUACCGUGCACGUGUCAUAGAGAAGAAACCGAAUAUGAACGAUGACGAAAGAUAUAGCCUGUUCUUUAUUGAUUAUGGCAUGAAAGAGGAAAAUGUACCUUUGAGUAGAAUAAGAAAUAUCAUACCACAAUAUGCGAUGUUACCGGUGAUGGCCCUUAGGUGCACUUUGUUCGAUAUUGUUCCUAAUAAUGGUAAAUGGCAUCCCGAUGCCACUCGAGUUUUUAAGAAACUAGUUUGCACAAAUUCUGUAGUAUCGAUGUGCAUCAAGAUGAUAACCGGUGAUACUUAUUACGUCGAUCUGUGCGUGAUAUCAUCAAAAGACUCGGGUUUAAUAUCCGUGAAAGACUCCUUAACGUAUAUGAAAUACGGCACUUGCAUUUCACCAAACACAUUAAUGAGAAUGAAUCCUGACUCAACAAGGAAGUAUUUUAAGGAAGUGUUAGACCUAGAAAUUUACUCGGAUGUUCAAAUCCUAUUUGUCGAAUCUCCUAGUUGUAUAUAUGUUCAAAGGACACACACAAAUAGAUAUACCUUUCACAAAAUGCAACAAGAAAUGAUGAAUGAUUACGAAAAAAAUAUAUCUACCACUGAUUAUAUUAUCUUUGCACCUUGUAAAGAUUUACCGUGUGCUGCACGAGGAGUCGAUGGAUAUUGGCACAGAGGACUCAUACGCGAAGUUACCGAGAACACUAUAAAAGUUUUCUACGUGGACUUAGGAUAUACAUUGGUAUUAAGUUAUGAUGCUAUCAGAGCUCUUCCAAGAAAAUACAUGUCCUGCAGAACACAAGCUGUAAGAGUUUCAUUAAGAAACAUAAAGCCACGAUUUAACAAUAAAAACCAAUGGGAGCCGGCAACUAAGGAAUUCAUAAAGAAAUUUCUAAUGGAUAUGAAGUCAAAUUUCAAAGUUAUCCCUUAUAAUCAAUUUGGAGAUACAUACAACGUUGCUAUGUUUACACAUGAUAACAGUAUUAAUGUCGCUGAUUUACUAGUACAAAAGUGCCUAGCAACGUACAUUAUUUCUAGUCCGCACAAUACAACAAUGGCUACAUUCGAUUUAAAAACGAAAAAAAAGAAGAAUAUUAGUUGUUUAGAAUUAUCUGAUCAAUAUUACAAUAAUCCAAUAAACGAAAACAUGAAGAAAGUCAUAGAAGAAAAUGAAGAUCCUUUCAAAAUAAAAGUACAAAUACACCAAGUGCAAUCACCAGACAACAUUUACGUUUCUGACGCCACGUGUGAUCAGAGCGAUGUAGAACUAAUGAUAAAACAGAUGCAAGAAUUUUAUAGCAAGUAUCGUCCCGCAAAACGAGAUAUUUGGACCAAGGGUGCUACUUGUGCAGUUUAUUUUGCAAGAUGUGACAUGUAUUAUCGUGGCCGAAUCGUUGAUAUUAAAUCAAACGAUACAGUAGUCGCAUUUUUAUACGACAUAGGAGUCGAAGAAACUGUAUCGACAAAUGACAUACAACCGUUGUAUCCCCUGUUCUCUAAGAUAUCAACGUACGUUUUUAAGAUAAAGCUAACGGGUAUAUUGCCCUGCGGAGGAUCCACCACGUGGCCAUCGUUGUCUUGUGAAAAAUUGCGCGAAAUCAUAGAUAAAAAUCAGACUUCCAAAUUCUACAUAUCUAAAUUGGAAGACGAAGAUAUGGAAGAUUCUGCAAUACCGGUUGAAUUAUGGAUUAAAGAAGUGAAAAUGGACGGGCCAUUGGCACCAACAAGAUAUGAAAUUAAUUCUAUCAAUAGAAUGUUGGUUGAAAAAGGAGUAGCAUUACCCGUGAAGGAGUAUGCGAAAAAAAGAGAUAAAAUUUUAGCAAUUGAAUUGAAACGACAAUUAAUGAAGAAAUUUGAAAGAUUAACGAAUUAUGAAUCAAACGUGAAGUUGCUUGAAAUUAAUGAUUGCUCCAUUGAGCCCAUGGAGAUAACUACUACUACAGCGAUAUCGAAGCCAAUAUUAUAUCAUUUAAAUUCUGAUUCUAAUAAUCAAAUUUAUGAGAACAUGGAAGAAAUAUUUGAUAACGUUCCGAAACUUUUAUCGUCAGCUUGGUUGCCAGUAGAACCAAUAAAUGAAGAUACAUUUAUUGCUAUACCGACAUACUUAGAUAAUAGCGGCUUUCUUUAUCUUCAUUCCAAAACGGGUAGUAGUAAAAUAUUAGAAUAUAUAGAAAUGAAAUUAGAAAAAAUAUACAGCAAUCGUUCAAUUGAACUUUGUGAUACUGAAUGGGCUGUAGGAGAUCCAUGUAUUGCACAGUAUCAUGUAAAUAAAAAAUGGUACCGAGGAAAAAUAGUGGAGAUUCAAGGAAACGACAUAAUUAAUGUAGAAUUUGUAGACUAUGGAAACAUAGAGCAAUGUACAACUGAAGAUUUAAAGAAAAAAGUUAUCUUAGAAGAUAUUCCAAUUCAAUGCACAAAAUGUUUGAUCGAAGGUUUAAAUCCGGGGACUGAGAGUGGAAUGUGGGCAACAGAAGAUUUAGAUAGAAUACAUAAGCUUCUCAUUGAACAGGAAUGCGAAGUCACAAUCAUUUAUAGAAGUGAAAAAUACCUCAAUAUUUCUUUAAAGAUCUUGCCAAACAAAUACUGCAAAAAGAAAACUGAUUUAAUCACAUUUCUUAUCAAUGAAUUGGAAAUGAACAUUAAACCUAAUAUUGAGGCCAUUACAUUCCAAAAUAGAGUAACUACAAAUGUUACUACAGAUGUUACUUCAGAUGCAGUUAUAGAAAACCCGAGAUCAUUUUCUUUAGGCGAUGACGUGAUAAGUGAUCCAAUUAUUACUGGAAAUUCUGUGUUGCUUCCAGACAAUGAUACAGAUACUGUACAUAAUAUUGACAAUGAUACUGUAACUGAUGUUGAAAAUGUAUCAUGGUUUAAAUUAGAGACAACAAUUACUUCAACUCCUAAUAUUGCUUCACAAGAAGAUCUUUCAAUGCAUUAUAAACUUAUAAAUAUACCAAACGACAUAGACUAUAUUGAGAUAGAAAUGUGUUGCUGUAUUACUCCUACUAUCUUCUAUGCUCAAUUAAAAGAAAAUAUUCAUUGUACGAUUUUAAAUGCGUAUUAUACACAGUAUGAACUUUUAAUGAAUGACUUGCAAGAAAAUGCGGACAAACAACCAUUGAUUACGAAGUUUACUGUUAAUACUCCAUGCUGCGCGAAAUUCAAUGAUAAUCUUUGGUAUCGAUGUCUAAUAACGGAAUCUGAACCUAUUAUAAAUUCAGAUAAUAUUGAAAUUAAACUGCUUUAUGUAGAUUACGGUAAUGACGAAUAUAGAAAAGUAAAUUCACAACAAUGUGAAUUGUACACUUUAAAGAAAGAAUGGAUAGAGAUACCUACUAUUGCAAUGAAGUGUAAAUUGUGGAAUGUAGAAGUUGUUUCUAUAUUCGAUCAUGAUAAGCUAGUCUCUCAAUUAGAAAAAAUGUACAAUAAACGUAUUAUAGCUAAAAUUAAAGAAACUGAUGAAGAGUUUAUGAGCGUUGAACUGUAUGAAGACGAAAAAUGUGGGAAAGUUAUGUACAAUACCUUAAUUGAAGAAGGUUUAUUCGAGGUUAGAUCAAAAAAAAUUGACGAUCUACAUUAUCCUUAAAUAGUAACAUAUAUUUAUUUCUAUCAUUUACAAUGAUAAGCUAGUAUAAAAUUAUUAAAUUCCAAAAUGAGAUUUUAUGUUAAAAACUUAUUAAUCAUACGAACUAAGCUUAUAUGUUGAAGUAUUACAGUUUUUAGGCAAAUUUAAAUGUUUAUUGUUAUAAAAGGAAAAAAUUACUAGAAAUAUAUUAACGUUGAGCACUUUUAGCAAUCUGUUCUUUAAGCAAUAAAAUACUUUGCCUUUGUUCAGGUGGUAACAUAGCGAUUUGUUCAUCAGAUAAUUGUAGUACUUGCAUUAUUAAAGCCGCCUACAAUGAAAUUAGUAAUUAUUUUUACAUUUUGUCAUCUACUAUAUAACUGAAUAAUGUAAGAUUUUAUAUAUUUUUAUAUAAAAAUAAAUGACAUUUAUAUGUAAUUUGUUUUUAAAUACCUUCUCUUGAUCAGACGCUCCGCUCGGUAUAUUUCCCGCUGGAGACAUGCCUGCCAUAAGCCUCGACGUUGCAGAUGUCGUUGACGUGGUCAAUGCAGUAACUGGAGUUACUACACUAGCUGUAGCAACAUUCGAAGACUGACCAGUAGGUGCUGCAACAGGUCUUGGUACCACUGGUAGUGCAACUGGCACUGGUGCUAAAGGAUAAAAUUAGCAAAAAAUAGAUACAAUUAUAAAGAAGUAAUUAAAUUUCUUAUUUUGAAUUUCUCAUUAUUAUAGAAAAUAAGAAAUAUUUUGAAAAACUUACGAUUAGCUUUUGUAAUUCUUGGAUCAAUAGGCAUUCUUGGAUCUCUAGGAUCCCUUGGAUCUCUACCAAAUCUGUCUGUUCUUGGAUCACGACAGAAACUGAAAAAAAUCAUAUGCUUUUAGAAUGUUUUAAAUACUUUGAUUUUAAAUUAUCUAUGAUAAUUGUAGAACCUCUCAACUCCUUCAACAGGAAGUGUGCUGUAAAAAAGAACACAUUCUUAAAAUAUAUUAAUUUAAGAGAUUUGUUUAACAUGAAAGAAAUACUAACUUGUCCGAAAUAUUGAAUGUACUAAGUGCUCUAGGAUCUGUAUUGGCAGGUACAGCUGGAGAUACACUGACAGGUGUUGGUUGUACUUGUUGUGGUCCUCUUAAAUCUUGAUCCAUUCUAGCUAGACGUGGAUCCAUUUGUCUGUCCAAU
Messenger RNA from Bombus terrestris (buff-tailed bumblebee), 11226 nucleotides. RefSeq names its product tudor domain-containing protein 1 (gene qin). The transcript is spliced from 28 exons. Bases 4986 to 10073 code for a protein of 1695 amino acids. NCBI's taxonomy places the organism in Eukaryota, Metazoa, Arthropoda, Insecta, Hymenoptera, Apidae. The record is from RefSeq and is a predicted model, not a curated record. Gene Ontology annotation, molecular function: zinc ion binding.